CUCUGAACAUAACAAGCUGAUUGAGAUCUACUGUCGUACUGAUCAAAUAUGUAUUUGCUCUUUGUGCAUGUUGGAUAAACAUAAAAACCAUGACGCUGUUUCAGUUGCAGCAGAAAGAGCUGAGAAACAGAUCCUCCAGAGAGGGGAGAGGGCAGCCGAUGAUCUUCUGGGCCAUAGUGACGACCCUCUGGAGUGCUUUCCUCUCUCCGACUGUGCAACUCGUAAACCACACCCAGAAACAGAAAAUGGCUGAGGCCAGUAUUUCAGCAGAUCAGCUUUCUGUGGACCAGUUCAUGUGUCCAGUGUGUCUGGAUCUCCUGAAGGAUCCGGUGGCUAUCCCCUGUGGUCACAGUUUCUGUAAGGUGUGUAUUAAUGGCUGCUGGGAUCAGGAGGAUCGGAAGGGCGUCUACAGCUGUCCUCAGUGCAGAGACACUUUCACGACAAGGCCUGUUCUACACAGAAACAACAUGCUGGAUGAAAUGGUGGAGAAACUGAAGAAGACUGAAGUCCAAGCUGCUUCUCCUGCUUACAGUUAUGCUGAACCUGGAGAUGUGGAGUGUGAUUUCUGCACCGGGAGAAAACACAAAGCCGUCAAGUCCUGUCUGAUGUGUUUGGCUUCUUAUUGUGAAACUCAUCUGAAACCUCACUAUGAAGUUUCUUCAUGGAAAAAACACACAUUAAUUGAAGCCUCAGCAAAACUCCAAGAGAAGAUCUGCUCUGAACAUAACAAGCUGAUUGAGAUCUACUGUCGUACUGAUCAAACCUGCAUCUGUUAUUUGUGUAUGUUGGAGAAACAUAAAGACCAUGACGCUGUUUCAGUUGCAACAGAAAGUGCUGAGAAACAGAGUGAGUUAAAGGAGGAGCAGAUGAAAUCCCAGCAGAGAAUCCAGGAGAAGCAGAAGAAGGUGCAGGAGCUGAAACAGGCUGUGAACACUAUAAAGCUCAGUGCACAGACAGCAGUGGAGGACAGUGAGAGGAUCUUUACUGAGCUGAUCAGCUCCAUGGAGAAAAAGCGCUGGGAGGUGACGGAGCUGAUCAGAGAUCAGGAGAAGGCUGAACUGAGUCGAGCUGAACGACUCCUGGAGCAACUGGAGCAGGAGAUUGCUGAUCUUCAGCGGAGAGUCACUGAGCUGGAGCAGCUUUCACACACACACGAUCACAUCCAUUUCCUCCAGGUAACACUCACUGUUUUAGCUUCUGGACGUCGCUCUCCUACAUUGAACAGACCAUCAUUUCACACAUCCAGCGUCACUGUCCAUCAACAUCUCUCAUUUGAUGGAGUGAGGAAUUCUCUCUCAGAUCUGAAAAAGAGACUCGAGGAAUUCUGUGAGGAGGAAUUCAACAAAAUCCCUCCACAUGCUGCAGCAGUUCAGAUCAUUUCAGAACCAGAACCACAGAGCAGAGAAGAGUUUCUGAAAUAUUUCUGUUAUCUGACUCUGGAUCCCAACACGGCACAUCGUCACCUCAUUCUGUCUGAGAAGAACAGAGUGGUGAGAUGGAGUGAGAGAGAGCAGCGUUACUCUGAUCAUCCAGAGAGAUUUGCUUACUGGAAGCAGGUGUUGUGUAAGGAGAGUGUGUGUGGACGCUGUUACUGGGAGGUGAAGUGGAGCGGUGCUGCUGUGUCCAUAUCAGUCUCAUAUAAAGACAUCAGCAGGAAAGGACAGGGUAAUGAGUGUGUGUUUGGACUCAGCAAUCAGUCCUGGAGUCUGUGGUGUUCUUCUUCUUCUCUCUCUUUCUGGCACAACAGCAUUAAGACUGAUCUCAGAGUUCCAUCAGCCUCCAGAAUAGGAGUGUAUGUGGAUCACAGUGCAGGAACUCUGUCCUUCUACAGCGUCUCUGACACGAUGAAGCUCCUCCACAGAGUCCACACCACAUUCACUCAGACUCUAUACGCUGGGUUUGGGUUCAGGGUUUCUGGUUCUACAGUGAGAUUGUGUGAUCCAGAAUAAAAGUGUGUAGUGUUUUCUGUAAAAUUUCUGCACGUUGCCACGUUGUUGCUCAGUCGUCUGUUUCACUAGAACACAAUCCAGCUGCACAAAACACUCAUUUUAAUAUUUAAAUUAAAACAGAUGAAUAAUUUAAAAUAAUUCAAAAGGAAGUGUUAAAAAUUAACUGUCAGACAAGAAACUCGUCAAAUUUAAAAAGAAAAUGAUCUCAUGACCUUCGCAUUAUAAAGUUGUUUGUUUCAUAUUAAGCAGUAUCUCAUUAAAUAACUAAUAAACAGUAAUAAAGCCAGAACAGAACAACAUUUUAAACCUGUUCAGGUCACACUAUAUAAAAAUAAAACAUCACUUUUGGAAUGAAUUUGAUUUUUCUGCUUGUGUUCUAAGAUGUAAAAUCCACAUUCACUUUUUCAAAUCUGAAGUUGUUUCUAAACCCUGAGAUUUGAUUGUAAAACAUUGAACAAUAUUUAAACUCCAUUAGAACAUCCAGUACAUGAUCGGUUCAGGCUGCCGAUGUCGUGUUCAUCCCAUAUUCAGCCUGGAUGAUGAUUGGCCCGCAGAUAGAACCUUAUAAAUCCAGGUUUAUCUGUGAGUUUGGGAUUUUUAUUCAAAUAUUACAAUCAAAGCUUUGCAGAAUAAAAGAUAAGAGCACAGGAGAAUAAAGUUUCCCCCAGUGAUGGAGUUUCUGUGCUGAACUCAUUUUCAGACAGAAGCAAAUUCAACCUUUUCUUGAGAGUUUCAGCAGCUGGAUAAAUAUUGUUCGGUAUUUUAAACUGAAUUUAUUUCACUGUGGGUGAAAUUGGCCGUCUAAGAUAACUACAGUGUGUAUUUGUUAGCGUUCUUCCAUCGUCAGUUAUUCUUACUUUUAUUUUUUUUUAUAUCAGGGAAUAGCUUCCAUUUUAAAAUAUUCCUAAUUCCUUUGUUAUUAUAUUUUCUUUCACCGAUUUUCAAUUCAGGCAGUUUGACCGACACCUUUGAAUAUUCAAGGGUAUUUUUUAUCGUGAAUCUUAAGGCAGGUGGAAUAGCUCUACAAAUUUGAUUAAAUUCUCUAUAGACACAUUUUAAAUGAAACUUUUCUACAAAUGAAUUAAAUUGCAUUAAAUGUCCAUUUUCAUCCAUUAGAUCAGUAAUAUCUAAAACUUUAUCAUUCCAUUCUUGUUGAAAUAAAGUCUUCCUAUUAAUAGUAAUGGUUCUAUUAUUCCACAAGGUUAAGUACGCUAGCAUUUGUGUACAUUAAAUAAAUAAUUUUGGUGAAAUUGGGCAGCCUUGUCUGAUUCCACGUUAAAUCAUAAAUUGAAUAAUUGAUUGAUUACCAAUCAUAUCCAGAAUCAGUCAGACGUGGUUUUGAAUAUAUCUUCCCUUCAUGAAGGCUGAUUGAUAUUCGUCUACAAGUUUUACAAGUCCACGCUUUAGACGAUUAACAGAUACUAAGGCAAGUAAUUUAUAAUCAUUGCAUAGUAAGGUUAUAGGUCUCCAAUUGUCUAGCAACAAGAAGUCUUUUUUGGGUUUUGGUAGCAAGGUUAUUAAGCCUGUCUUCAUAGUCGGGGAUAAACAUCCUUUGUGAAUGCAUUCUAAAAAUGCUUGAUGUAAUAAUUUUUUUUAAUAUCCACCCAAAAGUAUUUUAUAAAUUCAGAUGUUAAGCCAUCGAUUCCUGGUGAUUUACCAUUUUUCAUUUGCUUUAAUGCGAUUUCAAUUUCUGUUAUAGUUCAUUCCUCAUCAAGUGUAUGUUUGUCUUCAUCCUUUUUUUUUUUGAUGUCAUCAUUGAUGGGAUAAAAUAAGGCGUCACAUUCUGAUUUAUUAAAUUCAAGUUACAAUAAAAGAGCCAAAUUCCAUCCUGUACUCAUUUCUGAUCUUGUAUUAUAUUAUCAUUGGUCCUAAGCUUACUAAUUUUUUUCUUAGUUUGUCUUUGUUUUUCAAGUCCGUAGAAAUACAAUGAACUUUUUUCACCCUGUUUGAUCCAUCCAGCUCUUGAUCGAGUGGAAGCUCCAUUUGCCUUUAUUGUGUACAUUUCGUCUAGUUGAGACUGCAGUGACUGUAAUUCUGAAAUGUUUUCGAAGGAUAGUUGUGUGUUAUUUACUAAUGUAUUAAUUUUAUCAAUCA
Messenger RNA from Neoarius graeffei (lesser salmon catfish), 4043 nucleotides. Its product is annotated as tripartite motif-containing protein 16-like. Gene Ontology annotation, molecular function: zinc ion binding; protein binding. The transcript is spliced from 8 exons. The record is from RefSeq and is a predicted model, not a curated record. Lineage: Eukaryota; Metazoa; Chordata; Actinopteri; Siluriformes; Ariidae. Bases 90 to 1949 code for a protein of 619 amino acids.